CUGCGCUGGCAGUAUUUAUGCACCUUGGCAUGUUUACGGAGUGUCACUCCUGUUGCCACACUCCCUGGGCACGAAACCGUCGUUAGGUUUCUCCGGGGCUCUUUCAGUUUGGAGGAUACUGCAGGUAGCGUGAGCGACUUCUGGAAAUGCGGGCGGUGGCUGUGUGCCUGUUGGUGACGUUCCUGGUUGAUCGGACAAGUGCCAUUUCAGCAAGUCACAGCUGGGAAUGUCACCUAUCACCAGAUGCAGUCGAUACCACACUGACUAGUGAAGAGCAUGCUACCAAGUUCAGCUUGCCCAACGGCUUUGGACCGGGCGCAGAAGCCACAUUUGUCAGUCCCGACACGCCGGCGAGUGAGAAGCACGAGGCGUGCAGUAAUCUCCGGCACGGCCGUUAUCCACCCAACACCGAGUGCAUAUUCAACUAUGAGUCGGCUGAAAACUCCUGGGUGUUUAUGAAGUUCAAAUCAUUCCGCCUUGAUCUCGAUUGCCAAGCUGACUGGGUCCGAGUACAAACUGUUGGUGCGCCGAUUGGCAGCGAGUUUGAUGAGACCUUCAGCGCAUGCAACGUGCCGACUGAAGUCAUUUCGGACGGGACGAUCAUCCCCUGGCGACAUGUGCGUCUCACGUUCAGGUCGGAUGAUGCAUUCAGUUGCCGUGGUUUCAUUGCUCUCUUCAUUGGACAUAUUCCCUUUUGGGCAAGCGGUGCCCCAGCGGGUCAGGCCGGAUACCUGCCAGGUGGAGGUCCUGGACAUCCAGGUGGUCAGUCUAUUUGUGGAGUCAGUACACCUGUCCGACCACCAGGUUUACGUGGUUUGCAGACGUACAGUAAUAUCGGGAGAACAAGGAGAAGUGUGGCCAAGAGUUCACAACUGCAGGGUGAGCCUGGCUUGGCGUAUGUGCGGGACAAAAGAGCUAACACGGAUAUUGAUGCGUUAAGGGAGAUGUACUGCAAUGACGAGGAAGUCCAGAGCGACAUUGCACCGAAGGGAGAUCUUCGAAAGAAUAACAAGGGCGAGGCUGGCCGGCCCGGAGGUCUCAUCGGACACAAAGGCUCGAGUUCUACGUCGGACCCUUGCAGUAGAGCCAACGUACUCAAGCGCUUUCUCAAGGAGAAACGGGAUAAGUUGAGAGUUCUGGAGACGCUUCUUGGUGAUCAUGAUUGCAGUGACUCAUGUACCAUCAUUAGACGAGUCUGCGCCAGAACUGACUGUAGUACCCAAUGCAACAUAACAAGCUCUCCAAACCCCGCUACCACCACCACCACCACCCAGCAAGCCUUCCUGUAUGAUGAAACGGAAUCAGCUUGCGAGUCAAACACCCUCACUUCAACUCUUACUGAUGUUGGCGAGCCACCAUAUUGGAACAGUGGAAAACAGGGUGUGCGGGGCAUCCAAAACCCUGUUACUGUUCGCAUUCCAAUAUUACCACCAAAGGGUGCCCCACCAACGAGCACAAGGAUACGGCGACCACCUAUUAGUGGCCCACCAGGUCCUCCUGGGUCCAGGGGCCCACCAGGUCCGCCUGGGUCACCAGGUGCUCCUCGGUCCCGGGGCCCACCAGGUCCCCCUAGGCCCAGGGGCCCACCAGGUCCUCCUGGGUCCAGGGGUCCACCAGGACCUGCCGGUUACAGGGGACGACCAGGUCCUCGUGGGUCCAGGGGACGACCAGGUCCUCCUGGUGCACGCGGCCCUCCAGGCCGUCGCCGCCGAGAAACGAGCCUGGAGACAGACUCACAUAUUAUCCUGAACGAGGAGAUCGAUCAGCCACUGGAACAUCAUCGUGAACAGCGUCAGAUUAAAGAUGCACAGCAAGGUCCACAGGGCCUUCUAGGUGACCCAGGUGAAAUUCGGUCUGGGAAAAGGAAGCCCAAGCUGCCAGAUGAGUGUCGUUGCCGUAAGUGCAAAAAAUAGUACCGCAGAAGAUUGCACUGGCCAGAACAGAAACUAACAUUUUUUUAAACAAAUAGUGUGUUAGGACUUACAGCGCUAGUAGUCAUGAGUCAUGGUUAUGACACGUGCAACUGCCACUGAUAGGUUGUGUUCACAGUAAUUCAGGCGCGUGCCCCGUAUGGGUUCCUGGGUGCCCGGAACCCCCCCCCUUUUUCGCUCAAAAUGCAGGAUUUUGCUUCAUUUUUUGAAAAUUUUCCCCGAGGGAGGCCCCGGAACCCCCCCCCCUUGAAAGGCACCGGCGCACGCGCCUGAGUAUUGUAGGCUACAUGUUUAAGUAUACGUGUAUGUACAAUGUACGUACUAAGCCUGCUGCUGAUUACUAGUAUACGGCUAAUUCUUUCGCAGUCAACAAGCACUGGGAGCAUUUGUUCGACAUAUUUUCAUUGCAGCAUACGUGUUUGUACUGUAUUGAUGCUAGUUUUUUUUUAAUGAUAUUCUUUAUGUGUUGGUCAUUCCAACACUUGGAGGUUAGCCCUUGAGAGUAGAUUCUUGUGAUCCACAAAAGAGGCUAUGAUACCUUCAUGCAGGAUAACUUUCAUGUAUUCAGUCAUUUCAAAAAUGUCUUCAAACCUGA
Sycon ciliatum is the source of this 2526-nucleotide messenger RNA. Its product is annotated as collagen alpha-1(XVII) chain-like. Bases 147 to 1913 code for a protein of 588 amino acids. The record is from RefSeq and is a predicted model, not a curated record. Gene Ontology annotation, biological process: extracellular matrix organization. Lineage: Eukaryota; Metazoa; Porifera; Calcarea; Leucosolenida; Sycettidae. Gene Ontology annotation, molecular function: extracellular matrix structural constituent conferring tensile strength. The transcript has 5 exons.